Cooperia oncophora is the source of this 375-nucleotide messenger RNA. Lineage: Eukaryota; Metazoa; Nematoda; Chromadorea; Rhabditida; Trichostrongylidae. The record is from the annotation of a GenBank genome assembly.
CUGUUUCAGGAACAUAGCCAAACGGCACAAUAUGGAGCCCGGAAAAAGCAUGCCCUCGAUCUGGAGUCAGUUGAAAUUAGAGUGAACGAGGCUUCCGAAGAAGACGGGAUUCGGCGUUACCUUCGUGCCACCGACGAGUCUGAAGAUGGGAUGACUGAAAAUGAGGUCUUCGAACUAUUCGAUGUUAUUAAAGAGAACAUGCCCGAUUUUGACCCUAAGCUAUUCAUGACGGAUGAACCAAUAGUUUCUAUAAUGGAUUUCUGCGGGCUUUUCCGAACUCCGAUGAAAAGAGGCUUGUUCGAGGGGCGGUAUCGCCUUAGACAGCAACAUCGUCAGCACGAGAAAGCAGUCGAAAGCGAUUGGAAGGAGGAUUGA